CUGAAGGGUGCAAUUGGUACAAUAAUUAGCUUGUUUAGUAUGUAGAGUUGGAUGAACAGUAUUUAGAAAUAUCCGUUUGAAAGAUUGUCGUGUACAUUUCUCAUUGGGCUGUUUUGAUCUCGUGUUUACUCGUUUUGGGCGAGUUGGCAGGAAAGAGACGGAAGGAACCAUCUCGGCUGAUGACGACGGUGCCCGAGCGAGAGAGCCGUCGCAAACAUCAGUCGGAAAACAGAAUCCUACUCCCAUUGAGGCACCCCAGCGUGAGCGAGCGAAACGAACGGCUGGGCGAUUGGGUGCGCCGCGACGCAACCGAACAGUGUUUAUGACAGCUGCUUUUGACAUACCGUCUCACCACGAGCUGACUUGCUGACCGAUCCACCACCAAAACAGCCCCACACGAGCAAGCAGCCCACCAACCAUCGUUAAAAGAACAUUAUUUACGUAUUUAAUUAUUGCUGCUGCUCAAGCAAACUGGCUGCGCUUCUACUAUUAGCAGCAAGUUCGUUCGUUCGUUCGCUCGAAUCGUCGGAACGGAUGGUCAUUACUUUAUACGCCGCGCCGCGAGUGAGUUCGAUUCCGAGUGUGUGUCACCAGCAGCUUUAGGUGAAUCGAAAGCGAGGAAAAAAUUUAUUGUUGUGUGAUCGUCUUUCAAUCAUCCUAAUACAGUACGUGCUCGAAAAAAAAAAGAAGUGUUAAUACAAAGGCCUCUGCUGAGUGCUGAUAGAGAUGAUCAUCGUUUGUCUAUAGGACUGUUGUAGGAAGAGGAAAAUUUGCAUGUGUUGUGAGAAACGAGCAUCGUCUUGUCGUCGGAGUGAAGAGUGAAUAGUGCGCUGCAGCAGCAGUCGACGGAGAUCUCCGGGAGUCAAUUAAUUGGGGUACCUAAGUGGAAGCUAGCUCUUCGGUAGGGCCAAGCUACAUAUCUGCGUUUACAAAGUGUGCCAUCAAAUAGCAGUUCGUUGUCUAGUACCGAGUCGACGGCGACGACGACGAGAGGAAGGUGAAGGUCGUACGUCCAACUGAGAAUCGUCAGUUUCUGGAAGCGAAAAAGGCAAACGUCGAAGCUAGUAGUUCUAGUUGAGCGUGAUUACGGAAGUUCGAUCGCGCGCGAGAGACAGAGAGCAACCCGUUCAAGAUCAAUGCCAAAGGCGGAGCAGCAGUACUAGACGCAGAAACGGGACGGCAGUAAAGUACAACUACAACUAUCAAUCACCUCGAAGAGAGUAGCACAUAAUGAGACUCGCUCGAUGAUAGUGAAUCGGUUUUGGCUUUUUAGUUUUGAUUUUCCGUCUGGAAUCUUCCGGGGUACAAGUCGGUUCGGUUCUAAAACAUCCUAAAUCUUAGUGUUCCGACGUGUCGUGGACGUACACCGACCUUGUGUGAGAGUGCGUGCGUGUGUGUGGCGUGGCAGCAGAGGGCGCGAGGAAAUGAAACCUCCCCAAUUCGUACGAGCAAUCGGAAGCUGGCUUCCCGUGACUUUACUGCUGCUGCUAGUCGUGUUUGUGUCGUGCUUCGGCGCUGCCGAUGACAUACAACCCAACUCAAGGCAAACCUAUUCAGCACAACAGCAUCAACAUCAACAGCAACAGCAUCAGCAGCACAAAGUUCCCUCACAUCAGCAGCAGCAGCAUCAUGAUCAGCGUGGCAGCAGCAGCAGCAACAGCGGAUCUCGAGGUGAUUCGGUAGGAUCACCUGCUGCCAGCUCUGCUGCCAAGGCAGACGGUGCCGGUGCAGACAGUUCAAAAUCGUCACCUUCCGGUGGAGGAGGAGGCGGUGGCGGCAGCAGCAAUCGGAUGCUGGAGACCCGCAACUCCUACGCCGUGCUCAGCCAGGCUAUGUCCCAAGCCGUUCAUCAUGAAUUCGGUAUGUAUCACGAGAAGCGUUCGCAGCUCUCCCCCUUAUUUCAAUAAAUAACUAAACGAUUGAGCACACCGCAUGCAC
Molecule: messenger RNA, 1938 nt
Organism: Ochlerotatus camptorhynchus
Lineage: Eukaryota; Metazoa; Arthropoda; Insecta; Diptera; Culicidae
Product: NALCN channel auxiliary factor 1-like
Exons: 3
Coding region: 1425-1907 (160 amino acids)
Source: RefSeq, a predicted model, not a curated record